AUGAACAUCCACACUCCCAGAAGAUUUGCACCUAUCGCCGUCUCCAUGACUGAACGACCCAACGAGGACGCCAACCGCGGACCCUCCCUGGUUAUCAUCAACGCCACCUUCACCGCCAUCGCCACGCUCAUCGUCAUCCUCCGCAUCAUCGCCCGUGCUUUCAUCCUCAAGAAACCCGGCUUGGACGAUGCAAUGAUCGCCGCUGCGACCAUUCUCGCCAUUCUGAACGUGGUCGUCUCAGGACUAGGCGUCACCCACGGCACCGGAAAACACACCUGGGCCCUCAACCCCAGCGACGCCGUGCCCGCAGCCAAACUCCGCUUCAUGACGCACAUAAUCUACGUCCUGGCCAGCGGAAGCAUCAAGAUCUCCAUCUCCCUACUCUACCUACGCCUCUUCCCGACGCUGCGCGGCCCCACCCUCGCCACCAUUGGCUCAAUCACCGCCAUGACCACCGCGAUCUUCCUCGCCACGAUCUUCCAAUGCUCCCCACUCGACGCCGUGUACAACACCCGGAAGUACGCGCACGCCGCGUGCCUCGGCGCCGUGGCCUUCUGGUCCGCGACGGCGGCGCUGUACCUGCUCACCGACGUGUGGGUGCUCGUGCUCCCGGUUCCAACGAUUCUAGGUCUCCAGGCCAGUCGCAGGAAGAGACUUGUCCUGACGGCGCUGCUUUCGCUCGGAGCAUUUGCAUGUAUCGCCAGCAUCGCGCGGAUGGUCUACAUCGUCCGGCUGUACCAGGGCGUCGACCAGAGCUGGCACAGCGUGGACGUCUCGAUCUGGUCCGGGGUGGAGCUGGCGCUCGGGAUCGUGGCGGCGAGUGUUCCGAGUCUGAGGCCGGUGCUGGACCAGCUGGCGCCGGGGCUGUUGUCGUCGGUGGGGCGGAGUCAUCACUAUGAGUCCGGGGGAGCGGAUCAGAGGAGGAUGGCUGGGCCGUUCCACGAGGAUAUCUCGCUGGUCCGGUUGACGGGGAAGGGAGGGGAUGGGGAUUAUGGUUCGAGUGCUAGUAUUCUGCGGGGGUCGUCGGGGGGGCAGUGUCUCUCGCAGGAGCGUAGAUAGGUCUUUCUCGAGCUAGAUUUUUUGAGGUUUGAAGGUCUUGGGAGCUUGGACGGCAAUGGUAGGUG
Molecule: messenger RNA, 1124 nt
Organism: Aspergillus brunneoviolaceus CBS 621.78
Lineage: Eukaryota; Fungi; Ascomycota; Eurotiomycetes; Eurotiales; Aspergillaceae
Exons: 6
Coding region: 1-1059 (352 amino acids)
Source: RefSeq, a predicted model, not a curated record